UAUUUCCAAGAGGUGCGUUCAGAAAUCUAACGCGAUGGGCAGAGCAGCAUUUGAUUGGCCAAUCAAGAUCGAAAGAGCAAAGAUUUCUUUAUCACGAUUGGUUGAUAAACCCUACCUCGUCGAGCAGGAUUUCCGAACGCACCUAAGCAGGACUACGCCUGAUCGGGGAUCUUUUUACUUUCACGCGGCACGAUUCGACAAAAAUUCGGCGAGAACUGUACGUUCCAAAAUAAUGUCCAGUAGUGUCUCACUUGUCACGUCCACGUACGUCCGUGAACAUUCGUCGCAGGUAGAGUUGCUGAAUAUAUCGAGCACGUCGCGCCAUCGGAUCCGCCAUAUUCGAUCGUGUCAGAGAGGUUAGCUAUGUUGUGCACUCUGACGAGACGAUAUCUCUACUUCGCAAUGCCAUGUUGCUAUGUUAUUGCGAGAAACAUGUUAGAGCGUCCUCGCUUUCCGAUACGGUAAACGUUAUUGCGCGGCGGGUCGUACUCGCGGCCGGGUGUCCGUAUGAAAGUGCACAUUGCCGGGCCCGAUGGCGAAACCAGAGCGGCUUCGUUUCACGAUUCUGGAUGACCUGAUACUGCUGCGGGAGGUCUCGGGGCAAAACCCGUACGAGGAGAGCGACAGGUGGAAAACCGUCGCUGAGCGGGUUGUGAGGGCGACGCAGAAGAACUUCAGCCUGCGCUGCGUCAAGGAGCAUGUCGACCAUCUCUUGAAAAUUUGGGCGAGAGAAGGGCGCGCGCACUUGAGAAAGUCGGGCACCGAGGAACAGUACAAUGAGAAGGAACAACUUCUUCAGCAGGUGCAGGAUCUGCAGAGGGAGUUCCGACGCGCCGGCAAAGGUGUCAACUCGAACGGGCAGAAGUCGCAAGCUAGGGAUAUUACUUUCGAGGUAGAGAACAUUUUUAACAAUUUAGAGGUGAUAAUAGAAGAACCGACGGUAGGGAUGUCCAUACCUUCGUCGUUUCCAUCCUCGACGUUUCUACCGAUCGCAUUGCCAUCGCCAACUCUGUCCUCAUCGUCGUCUUCAUCGACCCCGCUAACUUCAGCCAGUCCAUUGCGAUCGCCGAACACGUCGCCGUCUAGAACCGGCGGCCCGAUCAGAAACAAGACACGGCACGAUGGACUGAGAAAGUCAACGUUGCAAUUCCUGCAGGAGAGGCACAAGAAGGAGGUGGAGCUUCAAGAGAAACAAUUCCGCCUGGAGGAGAGGAGAAUGCAACUCGAAGAGGAGAAGUUUAGGAUGGAGAGGAAGGAGCGCGAGGCCAGAUUGGAACUGGAGAUCGAAGAGAGGAGGCAGAGGAUCGCUGUGUCGAAGCAGAAACAAGAGAUUCUGGAGAUAUUGUUGCAAUUAAUACAUAAACCUUGAUUAUUUUUGUAAAUGAUAGUCCUUUUAUUUUAUUGAUUUAUAAAUAAAGCUAAUGUUAAGAUAAA
This is a messenger RNA of Dinoponera quadriceps, 1434 nucleotides long. RefSeq lists its product as uncharacterized. The transcript has 2 exons. NCBI's taxonomy places the organism in Eukaryota, Metazoa, Arthropoda, Insecta, Hymenoptera, Formicidae. The record is from RefSeq and is a predicted model, not a curated record. Bases 533 to 1369 code for a protein of 278 amino acids.